CACGCACGAGACGGGUAAGUAGCCGUAACACGUUACACUUCCACGCUAGACGGCUCCACCCCAUCAACCAAAACAACCUCGAGCCAGCGACGCCCACGUCCACGGAGACCGGCACCGGCCCACGCCGACGCAGCGCUCGCCGAGUUGUCGCCAUGGCGGGAAGGCUGGUCUCCAUGCUCCGGUGGCCGCCAGAUCUCGGGGGCCUGCCUAGCCAGCUGGCCGCCCUGCUGCCGUCGCCGCCGUCGCCGACGUCAUACGCGUCCCUCCAGUGGGACUGGCGGCCGGAGCAGCUCGGCGCGGCCAUUCGGCGGUGGCCCGAGCUCGUGGCGGACGUGCCCCUCGUCGUGGACGCCGUGCUCUGGGGCGUCGUUACCGCCGUCGAGUCCGUCGCGCUCAUCUCCAUGAUGUGCUGCUUCUUCCUCUUCUGCGGCUGCACGCUGUGAGGGUCAUACUCAUACCGACGGAGGAAGGAUGCAGCUAGUUAAGCUAGUGUACUAGCUAUACUAUGUACGGUUAGCCUUUCGAUUUCUUUGUCGCCAUGCUGUGUUCAUCAUACGUUUGAUUCUGCCAAGACAUAAGACAUUGGCAUGGCAAUGCUUGCUUUAGUA
This is a messenger RNA of Triticum urartu, 608 nucleotides long. RefSeq lists its product as uncharacterized. The record is from RefSeq and is a predicted model, not a curated record. NCBI's taxonomy places the organism in Eukaryota, Viridiplantae, Streptophyta, Magnoliopsida, Poales, Poaceae.